AUGUCUUCACCGCCCCCCACUAAACCACCGCGAGGAGUGAAACAGGGAAAAGAAACUAGUGGCUUGUUAAUGUCAGUGAUCCGAACACUAUCAGCGAGUGAAACAAAUGAACAGAGAGAGAAAGAAAGAGCAAAAUUGGAAAAGGAGUACAAAAAGAGUGAUGCACGCCUCGAUGAACUGGUGGCUGCUCAUGCACAAGAAAUAACAGAUGUUAUGCAGAAAUUCAGUUUAGUGAGUACAGCAUUGAGUUCUUGGGGUCAACAUUGUUCAGCGGCGGAGGCUCGGCUGGCGGCUUGUAGGGCUCUACUGAGGGUACGCAGAGAUGACCUCCGAAGACUGUGGGCUGAUGCCAGGACACAUCACCAUGCACUACGGAUGCUUACCGAUAUUGAGCGUGUGGUCGUGUGUGAGCGCGAGGCUCGUGAGUUGACCGCGGCGGGGCGUGUUGUGGGCGCGGCGCAUGCUCUACGGGCGGCUCUCAUGACGGCCAGGACCGAACUGCCCGCAGUCACCGCGCUCAGCACCACAACCGACCAUCUAGAGGCUAAGAAGCAGGAGUUAGUUGACGUGAUAGUGAGCCGGUUGAGUGACGCGGUGUAUCGUGACGAGCGAGCACCUCUCAACAGACGACUGUCAGCCCGGAGGAGGACCGCGCUACUACUGGCCGAGCUAACGAAGAGCGAGGAGGUGACGGAUUCGUUCCUACAAGAUAUUACCCCGGAGUACGAAGCGUCCCUCGCUGAUGAGGACAGAACCUUCGAGAACAACGUCAUGAUAUGUAUGGAGGCGCUUGGAGUACUGGAACAACUGAAGGAGGCCACCGAGAAGUUCAAAGUUCAAAUACAGAACGAGCUGCUGGAAGUGAUCGACUCAGUGUCGCGACGGAUCAUAGAAGAAGGAGACGUGGAGGAGGGAGAAGAGGACGGAGAGAUACAGGAGGCUGGGGGAGAGAGCGAGACGGGGAGACCGCUCACCAGGCUCAUACACUGUCUGACUGAGGAGUUCGAGGCUGGCGGGACGAGGAACAGACGUUCGAGGCUGGCGGCACGAGGAACAGACGGUAAGGAGGAGGGAGCGGGACGGAAGAUACGGGAGGCGGGGGGAGAGAGCGAGAGCAAAUGGGGACUUUUGCUACAGCUGUGGCGCGCCGCGUUAACAAAACACAAAAUAUCUGACCAGACGCUUCACACUGAGCAACACUACUGGAGCGCCGUGCAGCAAGUGAUGCAGCUCCUACUGACGGAGUAUCUCGAGAUAGAGAGUGUGGCGCUGUCCUCCCAGCGGCCGCCCGAGCCGGUCGCUGAACUCAAACUGAGCGACUACUUCAGUAAGAAGAAGCCGCAGAGGAGACGCGACAAGCUAUUCAAACUUAUGACGUCCCCCCCGCCGUCUGUCCGUGGUCGUCGUCACCGCUAUCCGUUAGUGUGCACGCCGCAGCCGGCGCUACUACACGCCGCGCUGCCGGCCCUACACGCUCUGUGUGCGCUCAUAGAGAAACCCGGUGCAGGCGAGUGUUCCCUCCGCAUGUUCGUGUCGGACUACGUGAGGUGGUGUGAGACCGAGCGUCUAUCCCGCGAGGCCCGCGCCGCGGUCGAGGCCGCCGUCAAGGCCCCGGGGGCCUGGAGGGAGAGGGUCAUGGUAUCUGGACGUGAGAGUGAUCGUCCAGUGUUAUCGUGUUGUGUGGAGGCGUGGUCGGGUAUAUAUUCGUGUGCGCUCCACGCGCGUCGCUGCGGCUCGUGCGGUGGGGUGUGGGCGGCCCGUGCCAGCCGCCCAGCGCUCUCCGCCCUAGCUCAGCACGCGCGACUCGCACAUUCCACCCUACAGCCGCCCCCGCCCGCCCGAGCUGCACGAUGGCUGGCCGAUGAUGACAUCGUACGCUUCCUCACCGCACUACCUAACUACAUGGCUGUAGUACAGAGACAAGACUACACGGAUAAGGAACUGAAGCAAGCGUACGAGCGUGAGGCGGAGAUCCUCGGGUCGAGUCUUGGUGACGGGGAGGUGUCCGGCAGAGAGAUCACACACAAGAUAGACACGCUCGUGGAACUGGCGCUGCUCAGCGAGAGCAUGGAGUGGUUGUCUCAGAAGAUUAAAACCUUACCGAGUAUAAUGAGCGCGAGUUCGCCGUCCGCUCCCGGGAUCAAACUGUCGGAGAAGUUCAUCAACGAAAUACAAGCGACCGCCGCUGUGUUUGAAGACAUCGCACAAAAAUGUCUACUGUUCCUACAUUUGGAGGUCCGCAUCGAAUGUUUCCACUACCUCGGUCAGGAGGAGCGCGAGGAGGUCGCGGGCCCGGGGGACGGGGAGGAGGCCGGCGGGGCGGGGGGGGCCGCGCGACUGGCGCACAGGCUGCUGGCCUUACACGAACACGCGGCGAACAUACUCACACCCGCCGCUAUGACGUACAUAAUGAACGGUAUCGGUGAGAUGAUGUCCGCGGCGGUGGUGUGGCGCUGGCAGAGCUCGGCGGCCGUGGAGGGUGCGAGGGGUGCGGAGGGUGCGAGGGGUGUGGUGGGUGCAGGCGCGGUGUCCCGCCUCGCCGCUCUGCGCCACUGCCUGGCCGCGCUGUCGGUGCCUCACGACGGCCUUCACGCCGCACACGCUUACAUGCACUUACUAGCCUGCACACCCGAGGAGAUCAUAACAUCGGUCCGUGAGAAAGGUCCACAGUUCUCGGAAUUGGAAUAUUUGAACGCCUUCAAGGUUAUAGGAGCUCGUCGUGGCCUCUCCUCUACAGACAUGAAGGAACAACUCAAACAACUGUCCGCCGCACUCGGACAUGUUGGCGUUACAGUGUGA
Molecule: messenger RNA, 2799 nt
Organism: Danaus chrysippus (African queen)
Lineage: Eukaryota; Metazoa; Arthropoda; Insecta; Lepidoptera; Nymphalidae
Source: the annotation of a GenBank genome assembly